GACUGUAAAGAAAAAGAAAAUGAUAAAAUAAAACAUUACUUUUUAUUUUUGAUUUCUUAAGUUAUUCUCAAAGUAUUGCAUCUUAUUAUAUCUUGUUAUUGAAUAAGUAAAUCAUUGCCUUAAAUGUAAAAUACUCAAAAUACAAACAAAAUUCCAAGUUUUUGUUAACUGCAGAUGCGGAAUUUUGAUUUGUACGUCACUGUUUCCAGGAAGAAUACGACCGUUAAUUUCAGCUGUUUUGCCGCCUGUGCAUUAUAUAAACAAAUAUACUUUACAAAUUCUUUAAGAAAAAAAAAAAAAAACUCUUUACAAGAAAAGAUUUAACCAGAAAGACAAAAUAAAAAGGACACAGAGAGAGAGAGAGAUAAGAAAGAUAAAAAGAAUGAUGAAAGAUUGCUAAGAAAGCAGAAAUCUUUAAACCAGAAAGCACGAGAAAAAAAGAAAAAAAAGAAGACCCUUUUGCAAUCCACACGCAUUCAAGUGUAAAGAAGACAAUUUGUAAGUUGUAACAUUCAACAAAUCUAACAGCAAAGUAACCCAUUUGCUAGCUACUUGUUUAGAUUUAGAUCCACCUUCUCUACACUCGGAAUCAAUUUCUUUAAAAAGAAAAAAAAAACCCUAUUGACAGAGCAGCAAUGCCAUACUGUCCGAUUCUUUGACCAUAACCCCAUUGUUUAUUUCUCCAUCAUCAUCAUCAUCUUCUUUCCAGUCUGUCAAUUUGUUUAUCUCUAUCAAUGGGAGCUCGUUGCUCGAAAUUCUCUCUCUGCUGGUUCCAGUCUCCUCUUAAAGCUUCGGUUCUUGAAUCCUCUGAUCCUGAGAAUGGUAACAAGAAUGACAGAAGUGUAUGGCCAAGUUUCACAGAGUUUAGCUUAGACCAAUUGAAAGCUGCCACUAGCGGGUUCUCUUCUGAAAAUAUAGUAUCGGAGCAUGGCGAGAAAGCUCCUAAUGUUGUGUAUAAAGGGAGGCUUGAUAAUGACCACUGGAUUGCUGUUAAGCGAUUUAAUAGACUGGCUUGGCCUGAUUCUCGCCAAUUCCUUGAGGAAGCAAGAUCGGUAGGGAGUUUGAGGAGUGAGAGAUUGGCUAAUUUGAUUGGAUGCUGUUGUGAAGGCGAUGAGAGAUUGCUUGUUGCUGAGUUUAUGCCACAUGAAACACUUGCAAAGCAUCUCUUUCACUGGGAGAAUCAGCCAAUGAAAUGGGCAAUGAGAUUGAGGGUAGCUUUGUAUUUGGCGCAAGCUCUUGAAUACUGCAGUAGCAAAGGAAGGGCAUUGUACCAUGACCUCAAUGCCUAUAGAGUCUUAUUUGAUAAGGAUGCUGAUCCUAGACUGUCUUGCUUUGGACUGAUGAAGAAUAGCCGAGAUGGCAAAAGUUACAGCACCAAUUUGGCUUUCACUCCUCCUGAGUACUUGAGAACUGGUAGAGUGACACCAGAGAGCGUAGUUUACAGCUUUGGGACACUCUUGUUAGAUCUUCUUAGUGGAAAGCAUAUUCCACCCAGCCACGCACUUGACCUGAUAAAAGGCAAGAAUUUCCCUAUGUUGAUGGAUUCUGCUCUGGAGGGUCGUUUUUCAAAAGAUGAUGGAACUGAACUAGUACGAUUAGCUUCUCGUUGUUUGCAGUAUGAAGCUCGUGAGAGGCCAAAUGCAAAGUCCCUUGUCACUUCACUUUUGUCACUUCAGAAAGAAACAGAGCAGGUUCCAUCUUAUGUUUUGAUGGAUAUCCCACAUGAAACUGGAUCCUCGACUCAGCAAUUGUCAUUAACUCCUUUCGGUGAGGCAUGCCUGAGAGUCGAUCUUACUGCCAUACAUGAAAUUCUGGAGAAGCUAGGGUACAAGGAUGAUGAAGGAAUUGCCAAUGAGCUUUCUUUUCAAAUGUGGACAAGCCAAAUGCAGGAGACAUUGAAUUCUAAGAAGCAUGGAGAUACUGCUUUUAGAGCUAAGGAUUUUGCAACUGCCAUUGAUUGCUACACACAAUUCAUUGAUGGGGGAACCAUGGUGUCACCAACUGUGUAUGCCAGGCGGUGCUUGUCCUACUUGAUGAAUGACAUGCCACAAGAAGCUCUUGGGGAUGCUAUGCAAGCCCAAGUGGUUUCUCCGGAGUGGCCAACUGCCUCAUACCUUCAAGCAGCUUGCCUCUUCAGCCUCGGCAUGGAGACAGAUGCGCAAGAAACACUCAAAGAUGGCACAAAAUUAGAAGCCAAGAGGAACAAAAGCUGAAAGUGUAUAUAGCUUUCUUCUUCUUUCAUUUUUUCUUAUCAUAAUUUUGUGUAGGUUGUUGUAUGUAGCCUUUCUUUUGCUUUUUUUUUUUUUUUUGGCUUUCUCCCACAUUAUUUUUGAGCUUUUAUUGACAUUGCAUGCAGGGUUGAGAUUUCUUGAUAGUUGUUUGCAUUGAUAAAUGAUGUUUAUGCUGAAUCUUAAUCUGUUGAAUGCAGUAGUUAAUACAUCCUAUUGAUUCA
This is a messenger RNA of Ricinus communis (castor bean), 2452 nucleotides long. Its product is annotated as serine/threonine-protein kinase BSK6. The transcript has 10 exons. The coding region runs from base 735 to 2213 and encodes 492 amino acids. Gene Ontology annotation, biological process: brassinosteroid mediated signaling pathway; protein phosphorylation. Gene Ontology annotation, molecular function: protein kinase activity; protein binding; ATP binding. Lineage: Eukaryota; Viridiplantae; Streptophyta; Magnoliopsida; Malpighiales; Euphorbiaceae. The record is from RefSeq and is a predicted model, not a curated record.